This is a messenger RNA of Rasamsonia emersonii CBS 393.64, 840 nucleotides long. Its product is annotated as Protein kinase regulator (Mob1). Gene Ontology annotation, cellular component: cytoplasm; nucleus. The coding region runs from base 1 to 840 and encodes 279 amino acids. Lineage: Eukaryota; Fungi; Ascomycota; Eurotiomycetes; Eurotiales; Trichocomaceae. The record is from RefSeq and is a predicted model, not a curated record. The transcript is spliced from 4 exons. Gene Ontology annotation, biological process: cell division; signal transduction; positive regulation of protein phosphorylation. Gene Ontology annotation, molecular function: protein kinase activator activity.
AUGUCUGUAUCCAACCCCAACGUCGCCAUGUCAUCUGACAGCCUGCUGCCCCCACCAUCAUCCUCGUCGUCGCUCAGCGACUCCCCCUCCUGCCAGACCAUCCAUACCCAACGUCAUCACCGUUUCUCCCUUCUUGAUCCUCCGUCCUAUCUCUCUCCCGCUGUGCAAGCUCUCAAGGGGACGCUGCAUGUGCUGACACCGCCCAGAAAUGCGCGAACGAAGGGCCCCUUCAAACCCCGCUCUGCAACCAAGGGGACGAGCAGCUACCAGCUGAGACAGUUUGCAGAGGCCACUCUGGGGAGUGGGAGUCUGCGGAAGGCCGUCAAGCUGCCCGAAGGAGAAGAUCUCAAUGAAUGGUUGGCAGUGAACGUGGUCGACUUCUACAAUCAAAUCAACCUUCUGUACGGGUCGAUUACGGAGUUUUGUUCCCCGCAAACGUGCCCGGAGAUGAAAGCCACAGAUGAGUUCGAGUAUCUGUGGCAGGACUCGGAGAAUUAUAAGCGGCCGACGAAGAUGUCCGCACCGGAGUAUAUCGAGCACCUGAUGAGUUGGGUUCAGGGCAACAUUGACAACGAGCAGAUGUUCCCCAGCAGAAUGGGUGUACCAUUCCCAAAGACCUUCCCAAGCCUCCUGCGGCAGAUCUUCAAACGGCUGUAUCGGGUGUACGCCCAUAUCUACUGCCACCAUUACCCGGUAGUCGUGCACCUAGGAUUGGAGCCUCAUCUCAACACCAGUUUCAAACACUACGUCCUGUUCAUCAAUGAGCACAACCUGGCCAGCGGGAAGGAUUUCUGGGGCCCGCUGGGAGAUUUGGUCGACAGUAUGCUGCGCAGCGAUUGA